GGGCGGGAGCGGGCGUGUGACGGGAGCGGCCGUUGGGGACAGCGCGCGUGCCCGCGGGGCCCUGAGGAGCGGCGCGGCCCGGCACGAGGUACCGGGGGCGGGACGGAUCCCCCAUCGCCCCGGCUUGUGGGGGCGUCGGGCUGCUUCACACAGCGCCUUGUCCGCCGCCACACGAGAAAGUGCGCAGGGGCAUCAAUGUGUUCAAGACAUAUAUUUGGAAGGUGGGGAACUAGUGGAAGAGUUGCAACUUUUUGAAGAUACAAACCUUACCAUAUCUGGAAAGUAAUUAAGGAAACUUCAUCCACACUUCAUCAAAAUGCAGCGGAGUUUGUUACAUUCUGCAUCCCAGCUGGCACACGGGACGUGUUGGUUCUUCCCUCGCACCGGUGUCUUUCAGUGCUUAAACGGACAGUCUGUGCUGUCUAAAGUGGGAUGCAGAGUGAUUCUGGCACUGGACCCUCCGAAACGAUGUCUCCAUGCAGGUGCAGCUCACUUUGCCUCAAAGAAAACUGCUUUUUCAUCACAGCCAGCAGAUGCUUCUCGCAAAGUACCAGAAGAGAGAAGUUCCUUGCCUUUGGCCACUGAUGCACUCAAGGAGAGCCCUGCAGAAUCAGAUUCUUCAGAACCUGAUCCAUUACAAGACAAAUCAAUUAGUCUUGUUCAGAGAUUCAAGAAAACUUUUAAGCAAUAUGGGAAAGUCAUGAUUCCAGUGCACCUAGUGACUUCCACUGUAUGGUUUGGAUCCUUUUACUAUGCAGCCAUGAAUGGGGUGAAUGUUGUUCCAUUCCUAGAGUUGAUUGGCUUACCAGACAGCGUAGUAGACAUCCUGAAAAAUUCCCAGAGUGGAAAUGCACUAACUGCAUAUGCAUUAUAUAAAAUUGCAACUCCUGCCAGAUACACUGUGACUUUGGGAGGAACAUCCGUCACUGUUAAAUACCUACGUAAGCACGGCUACAUGUCCACACCACCACCAGUGAAGGAAUACCUACAAGACAGGAUGGGGGAAACAAAGGAUAAAAUUACGGAGAAGAUGGAGGAAACAAAGGAUAAAAUUACGGAGAAGAUGGGGGAAACAAAGGAUAAAAUUACGGAGAAGAUGGGGGAAACAAAGGAUAAAAUUACGGAGAAGAUGGGGGAAACAAAGGAUAAAAUUACAGAGAAGAUACAAGAAACCAAAGAUAAAGUUUCAUUUAAAAAAAUAAAGGAGUAGGAGAGAUGCUUCAUUUUUGGAUAUAGCAAACUUAGCACUUUAACCCUUUGUGAGGCAGGAUAUGCAAAGUGCACUUCUGAGCUUUUUUUUUUUUUUUUCCUUUCUUUUGUUUUUGCCCUUUGUCUGCAGACUACAAUUGGUAUGUGGAUUUAAAGGCUAAAGUUCCUUGGGGAAGAGGUUGUGACAAAGUUUCAAUUUACAGAAGGAAAAGUGGACCUCAGAUUAGAAGUUAACAUGUCCCUUGGAAAUAAUGUUAACAAUUACUCUUCCCUCUGUUUCUUUCCACACCCUCCUCCUCAAAAUGAAGGCAAUUUCUGCCAAGAGCCACCACUCUGUUCUUCUCCCAUCACAGUGCACAGCCAUGGUUCCACUAAACUGAGCCUUCCAUUAAAUGAGAGUGAAGAUUUCUCUACUGGAAAGAGCAGCAUGUUUAGGUUUUUAGAGAUGUGGACCCAAGCCUCUUCAAUCGUGAUCAUCUCUCAGUUUGGAGCAGACCAUUGUCACUGAUACUGCACAUGAAGGAACUGGUGGAUCAGCUACUCAGCAGGAAUUAAUUUACAAUGGCUUCCUUGGCUUCUGCCAGGCUGCAGUGGUUUACAGGUUGAGACUAUGAAUCUUUCUUGGACAGUGCAUCUCUUCAGAAAUCUCAACUGAAAGCUAUAGGAAGAUGAGUUAAUCACAGUAGCCAUACUGUCAAGUAUACUUUGUUUCCUGAAGUUGAUUUACAGUACAAAGUCAUUAAAUGAAAUUAAUCAAUAAUUGUAUAUUAAACACUAGGAUUUGUUCAUUGUGUUAAAGUUUACAAACCUACUCUAUUUCAUUUUUGAAACAAAAAAAAAAAAUUGAAAGAGAAGUUUGUUUGAGAAACUGCUAUAUUAAGCGGCUUUUUAUACACAUGGAAAGUUAGCGUUAAACCCCUAAGUUCCACCUCCUCCCUCAGAUCUCAGUAAAACAAUUUGACUAAAAUAAGCAUGAUUUCUGAGACAGUGAUCACAGUCUACCAAACUUUUUUUCCCUAGAUUAAGUCAAGCAAACACUUAUUCAUACCUGAAGGCUGAAAUGCUGUCUCAGAUGUCAUAAGGGACUAAAGUUGAAACUCUUCUGUUUGGCUGGGCAGGCAAACUUCUCUCAGUUUUAUUCAAAUGUAGGCUAAAUUGAAGUGUGUUUUUCCUAUUUCUACUACAGAUCUCACUUUGGAACAACUCAGCAUGUGUAAGUUGUUUUACAAAGGUGCUUUUUUGCAGGGAGAUAUGGGGAAGCAACAGAGUUGGACUCUGAGCAUUGCAAUUCACAAGUAUCAGCUCUGCCCCACUGUCCUGUUUUCAUUCAAGUCACUGAGAGCUUCUCCAUGUUAAAGUGAGUUGAACUUCAUUAACUUAAUUGUGCAGGACUGAUUACAUACUUCUCUGCCUCUGCUCACAUAUAAAGUAGUAACUGCAAUCCAAUGCCUACCUCACAGGGAUGUUGUGAGGAAUAAUCAUUGUCUAUUCAGUGACCUGAAGAUGUAAAGUGCCAUGUUUCUGAGAAAUAUUAUUAAAAAAAACAAACAUUUCUGUGAA
Messenger RNA from Oenanthe melanoleuca, 2769 nucleotides. It is a transcript of the gene MIMS1, whose product is annotated as family with sequence similarity 210 member A. The transcript has 5 exons. The record is from RefSeq and is a predicted model, not a curated record. The coding region runs from base 317 to 1210 and encodes 297 amino acids. NCBI's taxonomy places the organism in Eukaryota, Metazoa, Chordata, Aves, Passeriformes, Muscicapidae. Gene Ontology annotation, cellular component: mitochondrion.